AUGCCCUUCCUCCUGACAUCAACCUCUUUAAGCGGUUUAGUAGACGGUGAUCUUAUUCUAGACGCAGAUCACAGGGAACCUUUUAGACCUCCAUUAGCCGCCAAACUUUACCACUCCCCCGCCACGAGGAGGCUGAAGCACCCUUCCACUGUCUUAGACCUAGAGGACCACAAAAUUCAAACCUGGCGAGACGAAUUUUUGAAGGAACAUAGUCGGCCUUUUUUGGGGGUGGAUCCCGGGGUCGAUCUUCUUCUGGCAGCGAGACUUCUAGUCAAGAAUAAGGUGCAUCAGCUCCCUGUCCUUGAUCCAGUGACUGGUAAUGCCCUCUACAUUUUGACCCACAAGAGGAUUUUGAUAUUUUUGUGUCUCUAUAUCGACGAUUUACUUCUUAGACCACGAUAUAUGGAUUGGAUCUUGGAGGAGAGCUCAACAUUGAUUACCCCGGUCCAAGUAGCACUCUUUCUAUUUUAUAACCCGCGUCGUGUUUCAGCUUUACCGGUUCUUUCUAGGGACGGGAACGAACGUGUUGUUGUCGAUGUUUAUGCUAAAUUUGACGUUAUCAACUUGGCGGCUGAACGCAGUUACCGAAAAUUAGAUAUCACUGUUAAAGAAGCCCUAUCCUACCGCGCUCACGUUAUAGAGGGCGUCCAUAGCUGUCAGAGAUGGGAGAAGCUCUGA
Molecule: messenger RNA, 678 nt
Organism: Gordionus sp. m RMFG-2023
Lineage: Eukaryota; Metazoa; Nematomorpha; Gordioida; Chordodea; Parachordodidae
Product: 5'-AMP-activated protein kinase subunit gamma-1-like
Biological process (GO): regulation of catalytic activity; protein phosphorylation
Cellular component (GO): nucleus; cytoplasm; nucleotide-activated protein kinase complex
Molecular function (GO): protein kinase regulator activity; AMP binding; protein kinase binding
Source: RefSeq, a predicted model, not a curated record